GAAGCGACUGUUUUUGUAGCUGCAGACGCUGCAGCAGCAGCCAUGAAGCUGAGCACUCAGGCCUACUGCAAGAUGGUCCUCCACGGCGCCAAGUACCCGCACUGCGCCGUCAACGGGCUCCUGGUGGCCGAGAAGCAGGCGCCCCAACAGCCCCAGCAGCCCCGGGGAGCCAGGGACAGGGACGGCCCCACGCCGCCUCCGCCCCCCUCCGCCGCCCAGACGCUCUUCGUCGACUGCGUCCCUCUCUUCCACGGAAGCCUCGCCCUCACCCCGAUGCUGGAGGUGGCCCUCACCCUGAUUGAUUCGUGGUGCAAAGAAAACAGCUACGUAAUAGCCGGGUACUAUCAAGCUAAUGAGCGUGUGAAGGAUGCCAGUCCAAACCAGGUUGCUGAAAAGGUCGCCUCCAGGAUUGCAGAAGGGUUCAACGACCCAGCGCUCAUAAUGGUGGAUAAUACUAAAUUCACAAUGGAGUGCAUUGUACCAGCAGUUCAUGUGUAUGAGCAUCACGAAAACAAAUGGAGAUGCAAAGACCCACACUUUGAUUACUGUGAAGACUGGUCAGAAGCCCAGAGGAUCUCUGCCUCCCUUUUGGACAGCCGGUCGUAUGAAACGCUAGUGGAUUUUGAUAAUCACUUGGAUGACAUCCGGAAUGACUGGACAAACCCAGAGAUUAAUAAAGCUGUCCUCCACUUAUGUUAGGGAGGCUCCCACUGACUUGACUUACUGGCAUUUCCAGCAGUGCUGAAGAAGAGGAAAUGGAAAGCGGGGGGGGGGGGGGUGCAAAAAGAUUUUGAAUGUCAAUAGAAUACCCAUGGUUCCUUCUGAUGGAAAGCCAAUGAGUAAGAUUCAUCCCUUGCAAAAGGAUGUGUCACUAUGCAGUCAAAUCUUUUUAAUGGGAAUCCUUGGACUAUCGACUGUAGUUCCCAAGCUCCUUUGUGGACUUCCACACACACUCGCAGCCUCCUCUCACAAUACAUUGCUGUAACGUUUCGAAUCAGGAACUAGAUCUGCUUGUCCAAACUAUUCAGAUUAAAAAGUUUUGACUAACCUUUUAUAACCUUUAGAGAGUAAUUUUUUUAAAAAAAGAAAUUUAUCGAAUAUCUUUCAGAGUUAAGCGCUAGUUUUUAUUUUUUAAAAAGACUGAUUAUCUAAGCUCUUAGUGAAAACGAUGUGGCCAUUUUGAGAGCUGCCGUUCUCAAGUGCAACCUGCUGGAUGUUGUGCACCACUGUAUAUGUUGCUAGGACAUGCUGCACAUGGAGAAGAAAAUAAUAGCCUGACAAGCAAUACUUUUUGUCCUCGGAUGCUGCCAAGUUUCUCAGUCAUUCUGAGAAUGCUGUGGUUUUUCUGCCUGUCAGACUCAAAAUGUUACGUGAGCCCAUUGGGUUUCAUCUUGAAUGACUUGCCCAUUCCAUGCUUUUGACACAUCAUGGCUUGUUCGGAGAAGGUGAAUGAGCUCUAGGCUCGUUCUUCCUUUAUUCCUGUUUUAAAGGUUUUUCUCUUUAACUCUAGGGCUGAAAAAUCUUAUAACUUCUUCCAUGCUUGGGUAAACAUGCAUCCAUCUAGAAAGAGAAGUUUCAGUUGCGGUGUUCAAUUCUUGACAUUUUACUGUCUGCACUCAUUGUUGUGAGCAAACCUCGGAAAGAGUUAUUGGUGGACUACAGCUCCCAUCCAUGUUGGUUGGGAAACUUGGGAUUUGUAUUUCAUUAAGGUGGGUCUUGUUAUGGGCAUGAGCAGCUUUUAGCCUUGGAUACAGCCUCUUCCCCUUUGCCUUUACCCUCCCUCCACUUGUGAAGGAAUGGGAAGCUACCAUUCUUGGUUUUGCAACUAAAACCACUUUUGAUUUUGUUCAGCUUUCCACUUAUAAUCCAAUUCACACAAACUGUAGGUUGCCUGGCUCCAAUAACUGCUCACUAUGGUUUGCUAUACUCCUAAGAAGAAGGGAAUGCUUAAGACAUUUGAUCAUUGCAUCUGACCGCAGCUCUUGUGAGUAAAUAUACCUGCAUAUGUGAAUUGUAGCAACUCUUAAUGCAGAGAUGCCCAAACUCUGGCAUUCCAGGUGUUUUGGACUUCACCUCCCAGAAUUCCAAGCAAUUGGCCAAGAUGGCUGAGGCUUCUGGGAGCUGAAGUCCAAAACACCUGGAAGACGAGCGUUUGGGAAUCACUGCUCUAAAGUGUGCUUUGAAAAGAAUCGCCAAACCCACAAACUCAAUAGUCACCCCUCUUUUCUAUGCUGCAUUGAAAGUAUUAAGAGUUGCACACCCCUCGCAGCUUUGGGUCUUUCAUAAGAGAUACUCCUUUUUUGUUUCAUGAAAUAAAACAGUUAUGCUUAUUACUGAAAGAAAAAUAAAAAAAGACAAAACAUCCGGUGCUGAAUAAAAUAGAUUUAGGAAUUGCUUAUAAGCAGCUGACACAUUCUGAAGCACUUUGUCUACAUAAACUGAAGCUCUUAAAAAAUAAUCUGGUGCCAAACACGGCUAUUUCCCUGUUACGAUAAAACUUACUCUCUGGUUUGAAUGUUAUCAUGCUGUAGAAAAAAGGUCCAUAUGUUUGGUGUUGAUUGUUUUUAAUAAUCUCAGCUCAUGAAAGAGUAGUAUUUCACUCUGAAAUGUGCCAGGUCAUUACAAUGAAUUGUUGAAUCUGUUUUAUUCAGCGUUGGAUGUCUUGUCUUCUUUUUCUUCCUAACUUGGUGCUGUUUCCUCUGCAUCGUUGACACUUAGUACAGACCCAGUUUGGUCCAUUCAGAAUAGACUUGUAAUGUAUUGAUCUUGUAGUUUAAAGGAGUCUUAUUUUUUUCGGUACUGCUUACAUGUGCUGCUUUUACUUUUUUAAGUUUGCCUCUUGAUGGAGAUAUGUGGCAUCUUCUUGUUAUUUUAUAUGUAUUUAUUUGUCUUUUUCUACUCCUCCGGACUGUAUGAGCGUAACCUUUAUAACAUACUACAUGUUAAGCAGUAACAGUUUGAGAUUUCUUGUUGAACGAAACUUAUUUAACUGACUACAUGUGCUUUCUUGCCUUCCCCCCGUCAUCUUGAAAAUAAAAUCGAUGAAAUUAG
Sceloporus undulatus (fence lizard) is the source of this 3051-nucleotide messenger RNA. RefSeq names its product ER membrane protein complex subunit 8 (gene EMC8). Gene Ontology annotation, cellular component: EMC complex. The transcript is spliced from 5 exons. The coding region runs from base 43 to 699 and encodes 218 amino acids. Lineage: Eukaryota; Metazoa; Chordata; Lepidosauria; Squamata; Phrynosomatidae. The record is from RefSeq and is a predicted model, not a curated record.